Molecule: messenger RNA, 7269 nt
Organism: Closterium sp. NIES-65
Lineage: Eukaryota; Viridiplantae; Streptophyta; Zygnematophyceae; Desmidiales; Closteriaceae
Source: the annotation of a GenBank genome assembly
AUGGGAGCCAGUGGGUCUGGCAAAACCACUCUCCUUGACAUCCUCUCCCACCGCAUCUCCCUCCCGUCCACACCACCUCAAAUGCCAUCUGCACUAGAACCCCUUCCUUCACCCUCCGCCUCUCCGCCUCCUGACAUCCCACCCUCAAUAGCUGCCCUCCCAACUCCCACCACCGCCCUCUCUUCUUCAAUAACUCUAAACGGAGCCCCUGUGACUCCCCUCUACUCUUCCACCCCUGCGCUUUCCCCUUCAAUAACUCUAAACGGAGCUCCUGUGACUGCCAGCACCAUGAGGCGGGUGUCAGCCUAUGUGAUGCAGGACGAUCUGCUGUUCCCGGCACUCACAGUGCGCGAGACGCUGCUGUUUGCAGCCGAGCUGAGGCUGGGGAAUGGCAGGGUGGGGCGGAGGGAGAAGGAGGAGAAGGUGGAGGGGCUGAUGCGCCUGCUGGGGCUCUCUCGAGUGGCGGAUUCACGCAUUGGGGAUGAGAACAGAAGGUACGUGAAUCGAGAUCCAAGAGUGUGGUAUGGUAUGACUGUGCCGGCGGGAGCAGUGGGGCAGAAGGAGAAGGUAGAGGGGUUGAUGCGCCUGCUGGGGCUCACUCGAGUGGCGGACUCACGCAUUGGGGAUGAGAACAGAAGGGGCGUGUCAGGAGGCGAGCGCAAGAGAGUAGCGAUAGGAGUGGAGAUGGUGGGAGACCCCUCGCUGCUCUUCCUAGACGAGCCCACCUCUGGCCUCGACUCCACCUGUGCCUUCCACGUCGUCAAGGCAGUGAGGGACGUGGCGAGAUUGCGGAACAGCAUCGUGCUCAUGGUGCUGCAUCAGGCAGUCAGGGACGUGGCGAGACUGCGCCUGAGCAUUGUGCUCAUGGUGCUGCAUCAAGUUAAACUAGGUGAAACCAUGGGAGGUGAGGUGAGGCCCGGUGAAAACUGGGUCCUCAAUCUCCUUGACAACCUCCUUCUCCUCGGAUCCGGGCACACGGUUUUUUGGGGCUGCCCGUCCGAGCUGCCAGGCUACCUCACGGAGUUUGGCUGCCCGGCGCCGGCCUUUUCCAACCCUGUGGAAUUCACGCUUGAUCUGAUCCAGUCGCUGCAGAUGGACGGGCAGCAGGAAGGGCAGGGAGGGCUGGGAGGGGAGACUGAGGGAGGGCAAGGAGGGCGGGGAGGUUUGGGAGGGACGAGAAGCCAGGAAGGGGGAAAUGUGGGUGAAAAGGGACAGGAGGGGCAGGAGGGGCAGGAGGGGCAGGAGGGGCAGGAGGGGCAGGAGGGGCAGGAGGGACAGGAGGGACAGGAGGGACAGGAGGGACAGGAGGGACAGGAGGGACAGGAGGGACAGGAGGGACAGGAGGGACAGGACAGAUUGAAGGGAGGAGAGGAGCAGGAGGAUGUAGAGGCACAGGGUGGGGUCAAGGUGAAUGGCGGGGCACAACAAGCAAGCGGCGGUGCUGGUACAUCUGGCAUCCAGCGAUUGGCUGAGUUUCACCGGGAGUGGGUGAGAACGAAGGAGAUAAGAGCAGGAGCAAAAGGAACGGAGAGCAACCUUCAAGCAGCAGCGGAGGUUCUAGAAGCAGAGGUUGGUCAAAGGGAAGGCGAUGGAAAGAAGAGCAGGAGCAACAGUGGCACGCGUGGAGUGCAUGAGCGGCUGGCCUUCAUUGCCUUCCUCACAUGCACGCUCUUCUUCUCGUCGGGGGAUGCAACUCCCCUCUUCAUACAGGAGCGCAACAUAUUUGUGAGGGAGACGACGCACAACGCCUACCGCCCGUCCACCUACCUGCUGGCCUCCACGCUCGUCUACCUGCCACUGCACCUCCUCAUGUCCCUCGCCAUCACCCUCGAAGCCUGGUGGUGUCUCAGUCUCACAGGAGGGGCGACAGGGCUGGCCUUUAUGGUGCUCGUGUGCUUCUGCUGCCUCUUCACUGGGAAUGCCAUUGCCACCUUCGUUAGUGCCACAGUCAACAAUGUCAUUCUCGCCUAUGCUAUCGUCAUCACCGUUCUGGCCAACUUUGCCCUCGUCUGCGGCUUCUAUAUUGAGCGAGCCAGCAUACCCUCUUACUGGCUCUGGCUACACUACAUAUCUCCCCUGAAGUACGCUUAUGAGGCGCUUGCUCUCAACGAGUUUGACCGGGUGACCUCGCUUUGUUACCUUUCUGCACGUGAUAUCUACUCCUCUACACCGCUCUCAGUUCUGCUCGAUGAGGUGGAUGUUCAAAGGUCACUCGUUGCGCUGCGCCCUGCUCUGAUUGGUUCUCCGUUUGCUGAGGUGUCAACAUCCACCUGUCUUCAGACAGGUCCUGAGCUGGCAGCAUUCUACCUGGGCCUAACUCAGCUUGACAAGUGGCAAUGCGUGGCGAUCCUCUUCAGCAUUGACAAGCCAGCGGCGAGCUCGUCCUUUCAGGCGACCAAGCCCAGAGCAACCACAGAUGGCGCUCGAACUGCUGCCGCUCCCCCCACAUAUCUGAUUCUCUCCUUUCCACCCGUAUCUCCCAUCAUAUUAUCCCACGCACUUUCAGACAAGCCAGCGGCGAGCUCGUCCUCUCAGACGGCCAAGCCCAGAGCAACCACAGAUGGGGCUCGAAAUGCUCCCGCUCCUCCCACAGCCACCGCUCGAGCUUCUGCUCCUGCCGCCGCUCCUACCGCCGCUUUUCCAGCGAAAGAUAAGGUCCAGGAGGCGGCAGUAGGCUCCAAGACUCCUGAGAAAGCAUCGUCAAAACCUGUCACUGGGACAGCUGAAGCGUCCCCGGCGAGAUCGGCUUUAACGGCUGAAAAUGCAUCGGCAGCAGCAGGAGGAGGAGGCUCAGCAGCAGGGAAUUUGGUGAAGGGAAAGGAAGCAGAGGCGAAGGCGGCAGUGGGUGGAGGUGCGAAACCGGAGGUCAGUGAGGGGAAGGACGAAGUGGUAAAGGAGGAGGAGAAGGUGGAGAAGGAGAAGAAAGCGGUGAAGAAACCGACCAAGAUAGUGAAGCUCGUCAAAGGGAAGCUGACCAAGCCACAGGCUGAGGCCGAAGCAGCAGCAACAGCAGGAGCAGGCGGUGAGUCUACCUUAGUGCCAUCUGCAGCUGCACCUAUCGUCUCACCAGCCUUGGAUACCCCAUCUGUGAUUGCAGCAGGAGACGCAGCAGCAGCGCCAGUGGCUUCACCAGGAGUUGACGCUUCUGUCCAGAUUGCCUCAUCAGCAGCGGUAGCAAACCAGGAGGUGUCAAGCGGUGCUGUGGAUGGGGCAGGUGUCGUUGCGAAGGUAGAAGAGGGCGAGGAGGGAGGAGCAGGGUGGGCGAUAGACGAGGUGUUACCUGGUAACCAGGCCACGGUUCCUGCCAGUCCUCGUCUGGGCGACAAGCCGGAUGCUGAAUCAGCAACCUCUGCCCCCGAGCCUGUUGCUGCAGCUACGGCUGAAGCUGUUGCCGAAUCGGAGGUUGAGGAAGAGCCCAAACCUACACCAGGUUCGGCAGAAGGCGAAGCUGUUGCAGGAAUGGGAGCGUUUCAGGCAGAGGAAGGGGAGGGGUGGGCGGCAGUAAUUGAAGAAGAAGAUAUUGUAACGAAUGGGGGAGAAGCAGCUUUCCCUGGUACAGAUGCUGGAUCGAGAGAUGGCUUUAAGAAGUCAGAGGACGCUGCAGCAGGGGAUGACGCUGCAGGUGCUGCUGGUUCUGCCGCGGGUGCAUCUGCAGACAGUGCUGCUGUUGAUGCUGGUGCUGGGGCAGGUACUGGGGCAGGUGAUGACGGUGCCUCAGCUGCUGUGGCAGCAGCUAAUGCUUCGUCCACGCCUCUGCCGUUCAGCGGGUUUGAAGCAGCCUCAGAGGCCGUUUUCAGCAUAGAUGAUGGGGAAGGGGACGGGGAGGAGGACGGGGAGGGUGCCCCUGCGCCAUCCCCUGUCAAACCCUCCCUGUCACCACCAGUUAGGUCACCAGUCCAGUCGCCAGUCAAGUCACCAGUCAAACCACCUGUCAGAUGGGCUGCUUCGGAAGUCGAGGCAGCAGCAGGUGACGAAGCAGCUGCAGAAAGGGAGCCCGCAGUUGACAGCGGUGCUGCUGCUUCUGAAGGAGGCGAACGCGGCUGUGAAGCUGCUGUGCAGACGAGUGAAGAGGAAACAAGGUAUUUGAAUCAGGAAUCAGGGGCAGACGAGGAGAAAGUGGUAGCGCAGAUUGAUGUAGAAGCGGAGGCAGAUUCGGGGGAGGCAGAUUCAGGGGAGGUGGGCUUAGGGAAGGUAGACCCAGGGCAGACACAUGCAGGGGAGGGGGCAGAUGUGCCGUCCGAAGAAAGACUCAUGCCUGCUGCUCCAGCUGCUGCUGAAGGUGCUGAAGCUGCCGCAGCAGCAGCUGCUGCUGAAACUGCUACCGCUGUUGCUGCUGAAGCUGCUGCUGCUCAAGAGGGAGUGGAAGGAGCGUGGGGAGAAGGAGGGCGCUCUGCUGCUGGGAAUGGCCUUGUGAACGUGCAGCAUCCAGUGAGUCCAUUUGAGAAAAUGGGUGCAGCAGAGAAAGCGGGUGCAGCUGGUACGGAUGGGAAUGGAUGGGCUGUGGGCAGCGGUAGGGCUGAGGAAGAGGCGGUUCCUGCUGGUGAUGCUCCUGGGGAGGAGGUGGCGCCUGGGGUGGUGGUCAAUGGGGAGGGUGUACAAGGCACAGCAGGUGCAGGGGCAGGGGAAGCAGCAGCAGGCGCGGUUGCCUUAGUGGAUGCAGCAGCGGCAGAGAUGGUGGGAAGCGAUACAGCAGCAUCGGUUGAGGCUGGUUCUGCUGCUGCUGCUGCUGCUGCUGCUGUGUCUGUGGCUGAGAAUAUUUCAGACGCUGGUGCAACGGAGGCAAGGGGAGCGAAUGAGAGUGAAGGUUCCGACGGAGCAGCAGCAGCAGCAGAGGCAGCAGAGGCAGCAGAGGCAGUGCCUGCUGAAAAACCGCCACCAGAAGCUGCUGCUGCAGAAAAAGGUUCUUCCGUUGAACAGGCAGCGACUGUCGCAGCAGUGGCAGCAGAAGGGGAAGCGCUGUCUGCUGAAACGGCAACAGCAGCAGCAGCAGCAGUGGCAGCAGCAGAAGCCCUAUCCACAGAGAAGGCAUCAUCAGCUGCAGCGGCAGCAGUGGCAGAGGCUCUCUCGUCCGAGCUCCAAGCGGAGUUGGUGAGAGUGAAGAUGGAGCUGGCAACCAUGGAGAGUGCCUUGCAGAAUGCGGGCAAGCAGGCACAGACCAAGGCGGACGAACUGGCGAGAGCGAUGACUGUCAACGACGAGCUUCGGGCCGAGCUUGAAGAUUGGAAGGUGAGCGACUGGGCAAGUGGUUUGCAGAAUGCGGGCAGGCAGGCACAGACCCAGGCGGACGAGCUGGUGAGAGCGAUGACUGUGAAUGAUGAGCUUCGGGCCGAACUGGAGGACUGGAAGGCGAAAAAGAACAAUGAUGCGGAGCUCGAAGCUCUACGGGAGGAGUACCAGCACCGACUGGGGGCAGCUGAAAGAAAGGUGUAUGCGCUGACCAAGGAGCGGGACAUGCUGCGGCGGGAGCAGAGCCGCAAGGCGGACACGUCGACGCUUCUGAAGGAGAAGGACGAGAUCAUUCGGCAGGUCAUGGCGGAAGGCGAGGAACUUUCCAAGAAACAGGCUGCACAGGAAGGGGCCAUGAAGAAGCUUCGCACUCAGCUCCGCGAGAUGGAGGAGGAGAGGACCCGGCUACAAAAUCGGCUGCAAGUGGAGGAGGCUCGAGUGGAGAGCAUCAAGAAAGACAAAGCAGCCACCGAAAAAGCCCUUCAAGACGCAGUAGAGCGCGGGCAGGCGGAUCUCGCUGCCCAAAAAGACUUCUACGUUUCUGCCCUUUCAGCUGCCCGGGAGGCGCAGGCAGCAGCCGAGGCGCGGGCGGACAGCGAGGCAAAGGCGGAGGCAGAGAGAAAGUUGAAGGAGGCAGGGGAGAGGGAGAGGGCGCUGGUGAUGACUGUGGAGGAGCUCAGACAGGCUCUCACGCGGAGCGAGCAGCAGGCAGGGUUCCGAGAGCAGAUGCUGAGGAGGGACCUUGAGGAUAUGGAGAAGCGGUGUCAGGCAGCGGAGGCUCGGCACGAGGAGCUGGUGGCUCGGAUACCAGAGUCGACCCGCCCGCUGCUGCGGCAGAUAGAGGCGAUGCAGGAGUCGGCCAACACGCGCAUGGAGGCCCUCUCAGGGGUGGAGCGGGCGCUGAACGCCCGACUGCAGGAGGCGGAGGCGAAGGCGGCAGUGGCGGAGGAGAGGGAGCGGGUGACGAGCGAGCGGCUGAACCAGACGCUGUCCCGCCUGGCAGUCAUGGAAGCCCAGCUCUCCUGCCUGCGCGCCGAGCACUCCCAGCUCUCCCGCUCCCUCGACAAGGAGCACCAGCGGGCGGCAGAGAACAGGACGGAGUAUCUGAGUGCGCAGGAGGCGAAGGUUGCAGCGGAAGGGCGGGUGAAAGUGGUGGAGGAGGAGUUGAGGGAGGUGAAGGGGCGGUGGCGGAAAGAAGUGCAGGAGGAACGGCAGCGGAGGGAGCUGGUUGAACAGGAACUGGAGAGCGAGCGGGCAUCCAUGGCUGAGCACGAGAGGAAGAUUCGGGCAGAGGGACGGGCUGCAGCAGAGAAGGCAUUGGUUGCAGCGCAUGCAGCAGCAGGCUCGUCCUACCCUGAGCUCUCAGUGCGCCAGUCCCUCCGCCGGGUCCCCAGCAGCAGCAGCGCGGGCAGCAGUGCCAUCGAGGAGGCAACAGCGUCGGGCAUCCUCGCGGCCUCGCUGCUCCCUGGAGGCUCCUCCUCCCACUCUGACCUCCUCUCAGGGGCGAUUAUCGGCGGCACCAGCAGCAGCGGCGGGGGGGGCGGGGGGUUUGGGAUGCUUGGUGCUAGUGCGUCCAUGGGGGCGUUGGGGGGAGGAAUGGGGGGAGGGAUGGGGGGAGGGGUGGGGAUGGGGUAUGGAGGGGCGAGUGGUGGAGGUCUGCUGAGGCCCAGUGCUGCGAAUGCUGCGACUGUGGAGCAUUUGGAGUCGCUUCUGAGGCAGAAAGAUGGAGAAAUCGCCACUCACACUGCAAGACUGGCCGCACUGGAGAGCACCCGUGACUCGCUAGCUGAAGAGCUUGUAAAGACGACGACGCAGUGUGAGAGUCUGCGCAGUGAGGUGACCCAGCUGCCAGGGCUGAAGGCAGAGCUUGAGGCAAUACGGAGGCGGCAUGCUUCUGCUCUGGAGCUGAUGGGGGAGAGAGACGAGCAGGUGGAGGAGCUAAGGGCUGACCUGAUGGAUGUGAAGCAGAUGUAUCGCGAGCAGAUCGACAUGCUGGUGGAUCAGAUUCAGAAGCUUGGGAAGGAGAUGCAUGGGGGCAGCUAA